Messenger RNA from Lachancea fermentati, 8025 nucleotides. Lineage: Eukaryota; Fungi; Ascomycota; Saccharomycetes; Saccharomycetales; Saccharomycetaceae. The record is from the annotation of a GenBank genome assembly.
AUGCCCUCCCAGACUACAGUCAAUUGGGAAGAAUUGUGCAAGCUAAUGGAGAGCUCAUGUUGGAGCUCUUCGACUUCUGUCAGGCUGCCAAUUCUCGAAAGAAUACAUGUGUCACUAAAAAUCGCAAACGAUUCAAUUGAUACGAAGAUAAUCAAUACUAUUUCUAGUAUAAUGUUACCUACUUAUACAUUUUACCGCGAUGUGUUAUCUAAGAAACUUGUCAUUGAAAUUUUCCAUGAUCUUCUCGAGCUCAAGCCACAACUUCUAGAAGAAUACGUUUCUUAUAUUCUAAAACUGGUAUCUCAAAAUCCAGCAACAAAAGCGGUUUCUGACUACCUCAAUCUUUUAGAUUGGGUCAAUACUUUCCUGAAGUAUGCUUCGUCAUCCGAAACUCCUCAGCAGGUAAUUUCAAAAUUGGUGCAAGCUCAAUGUUUUAUCGCAUACGGCAUCGAAGCAAUGCUAGACAGUCAGGAAUGCGGUAAAAAAGAGCCGUCAAAGCAAAACCAGCAUAGACAAAGAAUGCGUCAAAGUGUCAUGCAAUCAAUCAGCAAAACUUAUGUUUUUUGUUUGGGAAAGAAUGGUAGCGUGAAUGUGGAGAAUAUUUCAUCUCUUCUUCUCGAGCACGGUACAAAGCUGAAGUUACCACCCACUGGUGUAGUUAUCUUGUUAGGUUCGAUCACGAAAUCUACAAUCAAACUUUUGCAACGUCAACCGUCUCACUUCGAAUCUCUAAAAAACAAUGCUGUUGAGGAAUUCAGCGCGUUCAUUGCGAGAGAGGUAAUUCUCGGCAAGACCCCUCCAUCCAGCUUUUGUCUCUCCACUUAUCUACCUCUUUUUUUGAAUGAAUUUAUCAAUGAAGAGUUCUUCAGAAAAUAUUUCGUUCCAAACAUUGAAAAGGGAAAUUUAAGAGCACCAGAGCAGGGCUUUACCAUUUCUACCGAAAUUUAUUUGGGUCUUAAUAACAAGAAAGUUGAUUUGUGCAAGAUAUUUGUGGAAUCAAAGAUAAUGAGCCAAACGUUUUCCUCCCUUAAAAGUAAUAAAGAAUCUGUUAGGAAUGCAUCUUUAGUUUCGGCUUUGACAAUGCUAGAAGUAACUGAUAAGGGGGACACAUCUGUUGAAAGUAUAACAAAGUUUGUUGAAGAGGUUUUCAAAAACUUGAAGUCAAAUUUGAACGCUGAUUACAAAGUUUUGGCGUCUAAAUUACUGAGCAAAAUUCCCUUGGUAUCAGAUGAUGUCUCUGGAUCGAUAGUUUCCAAGCUCACACCUUAUGUAUCCAAAGAAACAAAUGAAACAGCCUUGGAGCACUUGCUACAUGCGUUCUUUGUCCAUACUUCUUACCUUAAAGUGAUUUCGGACACAAUAACAACAACGAUAAUGAAUGGUCUGCAUGAAAAGAAACCUAACUUAAGAAAAGUAUGGGUUGUUUCAUUAUUGGAAGGAGCUUCAACAUCUUCGGCCACCAUUUUACAACAGUAUGAGGAUGAAAUACUGAACUUCAUUAAAGAAGCUCUAGUUCAUCCAUCAAAACUCGACCAUAAAAGCGUUUUGGGAUGUCUUUCUUGCUUAGACUGCAUUUCAUCUAUGACCGGCACAACCCUACGUGAUCAAGUUUCUGUGCUGCUAGAAAGUCUUUACGCAGAUUCCAAUUCGGUAGGCUACGCGUGGUUAUACACGACCCUUUCAACAAAUUUGUGUUCAGAUGAUAGGAUAAGGGCAGUGUCUCUAUUGAAGAACGCGUUCAGACAAAAUCCGCGUUCAGUUGGACUUAAUGUCAUCAAGGCCAUUGAAGAUAGGAUACAAGAUGAUACAAAUGGUCCAAAUGACUCUAUAAGUUUUCGUUUCAUUACGCCAGUGCUAACUGCUUUGGCACAGAACCUAGAUGAUAAUGAAGCUGUUUGUGAUGUAUUGAUUGAAAUGCUAGUUAUUACACAAUAUAAGGGUUUCAAUUUGAAGAAUGGAUGGGCAAGUCUGGUAAUCAAUGCUGGUAUCGAUCCCGGAUCACUCGUGCAGCUUUAUUCUAAGGCUAUUUUAACGAAAAUGCAAGAUAUAACCGAAAAUGCACAUUUGUCUAAGUCAGCUUUAUGCAACGCCGCUUUAAAGUCGAUCGCUUAUGUUUUGUUUAUUAAUCCCCCGGCAAUGAAUCCUAUAUUGGAAGGUCUUUUUCAAGAAGAUCUCCGUAGAGAAACUGUUGCUUCAAUCACUGACGAAGACUUGAAGAUUUGGCAUGGUGUUGAGGGUGAAAUGGUCAUUGAUGUUUUGGAAAGAAAAGCACAAAGUUUGGAAAAUAAAAAUGUCAAAGAUUAUGAAACCUUGAAAUGGGAGGAGGAUAUACGAAAGAAGCAGAUAAAAAAAAACAUAGGAGCCAAGAAGCUUUCGAAGGAAGAACAAGCUCUUGUUACGUCGCAACUUGCGAAAGAAUCCGAGAUAAGGCAGAACGUGAAUUCCAUAUAUUUGAAAUUGAAGCGAAGUGUUGAGCUCAUUGAAUUGAUAAGUGAGGAUGCCUCUCGGGUAGAUAACGGUGCUGAAGUAUGGUUUCCUAUUGCUGUAAACAGUUUACUUUCGGCUUUGAAGGAAGCAGCAUGUGGUAAAAUUUUGCAAAGAAAGGGUAUCGAUGCAUUCCUGAAACUCUCUGAGGUCAUUUCUAAUAGGCUUGGCUUGAUGCGAUUUUAUGUAGGUAUGGCCACUUUACGUGCGUUUGGAGUAUUUGGAAUCCCUGAUAACUUCAAGGAAGAACCCUUGCUGGAAUUAAUUUCAAGAGUACUUUUUAGGAUUAAAUUCAUUUCGGACAAAAAAGCGUUCAGCGGGCUUACUCUAACAUACAUUCUUCCACUUUUAACAGAAGUUUUGGAAGAAGGAAGAAGAGUGGCAAAAAGAAAUGCAAACAAACCAUUGGUAAGAAGUGAAUUUGUAGAAGAGGACAAAGAAGAAGAACACCUCUUAUUGGCGAUUGAAAUAAUUUCUGUUCAUGCUGAGACUUUUACUGAUGCAUCCAUACCGCGCAAAAAUAUCCUUGAGGUGCUUCUGUCGCUGCUUCCGAUGACAUCGAAAGCAAGGUUGGCAAAAGACUGUUUUAUGGCUUUGUGUCAAAAUAUAUCAGUUUCGCCAGCUCAAGAAGAUUUGCAGUUGAUAUUAGGAAAUCUACUUUCGCCAAAUCAAUUUGUUCGUGCCACUAUUUUAGAGGCCAUUGAUGACGAAUUCGAGCUUUCCCCAUAUAUGGACUAUUCCCCUCAAAUUUUUAUAUUAAUGUUUGAUGCUGACGAAACAAACCGUGAGAUCGCACAGUUUAUUUGGCAAUUCAACAAGUUUGAGAUUAGUGAAAAGUUGAUAAAUCAUUUGUUCAACUUUUUCUCUCAAACUGACAGUGGCCUGCGUCUAUUUGUUGCGAAGGCCUAUACUGCCGCAUUGAAAGAACUCGCACAUAAAAAUCCAUCAUCAUUUCAUAUGCAUAUUAAAUCCCUCAUGGACUUUUACGUUGAAAAAUUUGCCUUACCAGAGCCUAUUUUAGACGAGUAUGGUCUAGUUGCAGUAAGUACAGCCGAUCAAAAAGACCCUUGGGAAGAUAGAAGUACUGCCGCCAUUGCUUUUAAGGAAGCAGCACAACUCUUUACUGGGCAUGAUGAAUGUAUUUUGAAUUUUGUGAGAUUUUUGGUUGAAAGUGGCGCUCUUGGCGACCGUGAAGCCCUUGUGCGUCAAGAGAUGAAAGAAGCUGGUAUCGAAGUUAUUACACAUCAUGGGUUGCAUAAUGUGGAGAAGCUGAUCCCAAUUUUUGAGAACGCUCUAGUUUCUAAUGAUGUCAUUGCAAUUAAGGAAAAUGUAAUCAUCUUAUAUGGAUCUUUAGCAAGACACUUACAGGAGGAUGAUCCAAGAAUUCUGUUAAUAGUUGGCAGAUUGCUAGAUACAUUGGAUACUCCCUCAGAGGAUGUUCAACAGGCUGUGUCAGCUUGUAUUUCACCCUUAGUUCCACUUUUCAAACCGAAGGUCACGGAUUACUUAAAUGUUUUAAUGGACAAGCUACUUGACUCCACUUUAUCGAGAUCCGUAAAGAGAGGGGCAGCAUGGGGAGUUGCUGGUAUCGUUAAAGGUUAUGGUAUUAAUGCGCUUUCCGAAUUCGAUGUGAUUCGAAAUUUGAUCGAAGCUUCUGAGGACAAAAGAGAUCCUAAGCGGAGAGAAUCGGUCGCAUUUGCUUUUGAGUGUCUUUCAAAAUCAUUGAAGAAGUUUUUUGAACCAUAUGUUAUUGAGGUGCUGCCAAAUAUUCUAAGGAAUCUAGGUGAUUCUGUUCCGGAGGUUCGUGAUGCGACUGCGGAAGCGACGAAGGCGAUUAUGUCCAAUACAACCAGUUAUGGUGUCAAAAAAAUGAUACCCGUUGCUGUCAGUAAUCUGGAUGAGAUUUCUUGGAGAACGAAGAGAGGAUCUGUCGAAUUAUUGGGUAAUAUGGCUUAUUUAGACCCUGCCCAACUGUCAGCAUCACUCUCUACUAUUGUUCCUCAGAUUGUUGCUGUUUUAAACGACUCUCAUAAGGAAGUACGUAAAGCUGCAGAUCAAUCGUUGAAUCGUUUCGGUGAAGUUAUCAGAAACCCAGAGAUUCAAAAACUGGUCCCUAUCUUGAUCAAGGCGAUAGGAGAUCCAACAAAGUAUACCGAAGAAGCUCUUGAUGCCUUGAUUCAAACCCAGUUUGUUCAUUAUAUCGACGGUCCGUCAUUGGCAUUAAUUAUUCACGUCAUUCAUCGUGGUAUGCGUGAUAGAUCAGCUAAUACAAAAAGAAAAGCCUGUAAGAUUGUCGGUAACAUGGCUAUUUUGGUCGAUGCUAAUGACCUAAUACCCUAUCUACAACAGCUUGUGGAUGAAGUGGAAGUUGCUAUGGUUGAUCCCGUUCCUAACACAAGAGCAACUGCUGCACGUGCCCUAGGUGCAUUGGUGGAAAGGCUUGGUGAAGAGAAGUUCCCUGAUUUGAUACCUCGUCUCCUAUCCACUUUAAGUGACGAUACGAAAUCAGGCGAUCGUUUAGGUUCUGCUCAAGCAUUGGCAGAAGUUAUCAGUGGACUCGGUCUAUCCAAAUUGGAUGAGUUACUUCCUGUGAUUCUCAACGGUGUCACUAACUUCCGCUCAUUUGUGCGUGAAGGCUUCAUGCCAUUACUUCUUUUCUUGCCGGUAUGUUUUGGCGCUCAGUUUGCUCCAUAUAUUAGCCAGAUUAUUCAGCCAAUUUUGGCCGGUUUGGCCGAAUCUGAUGAGAACAUAAGAGAUACUGCUUUAAAGGCCGGUAAGUUAGUAGUCAAAAACUAUGCAACUAAAGCGAUAGACUUAUUACUACCUGAAUUAGAGCGUGGGAUGUUCGACGAAAAUGAGCGAAUUCGUCUGUCUUCGGUUCAAUUAUCGAGUGAACUUUUAUUCCAGGUUACAGGUAUUUCGUCCAAGAAUGAGUUUGCGGAGGAUGAGAGUGAUCAAAACAAUGAGGUCUCCAAACAAAUGGUUGAGGUCUUAGGUGAGGAACGCCGUAAUAGGAUUUUAUCAUCCUUGUUUGUCUGUCGGUCAGACGUCUCCGGAAUCGUUCGUGCUACUACGGUAGAUGUUUGGAAAGCUUUGGUUCCAAACACUCCGCGUACAGUUAAAGAAAUUCUACCUACGCUAACAGGAAUUAUUGUUGUUCAUUUGGCAUCCUCUUCGGAUGUUUUGCGUCAUAUUGCUGCUCAGACUCUGGGUGACUUGGUGAGGCGUGUGGGAAGUAAUGCCUUGUCGCAAUUACUGCCAACGUUGGAGAAGUCUUUGGAUCACUCUACAGAUUCAAAUUCAAAGCAAGGUGUCUGUAUUGCUUUACGAGAACUUAUUCAAUCUUCAUCGGUUGAUCUGUUGGCAGAAUAUCAAGAUAUCAUCGUAAACAUUAUAAGAAAGACACUAGUGGAUGACAACCUAUCAGUUAGAGAAUCAGCCGCGCUAUCAUUUGAUGCGUUCCAAGAUAUAUUUGGAAGGUAUGCUGUUGAUGAGAUUUUACCAUACUUGUUGAACAUGUUGGAAUCAUCAGAUAGUUCAGAAUAUGCUUUAUUGGCUCUACAAGAAAUAAUGUCAACAAAAUCCGAUGUAAUCUUCCCAGUUUUGAUCCCAACAUUGCUAUCGCCCCCAAUAGAUGCAUUCAGAGCACGCGCACUUGGCUCCUUGGCUCAAGUUGCUGGAUUUGCCUUGUAUAAGCGAUUGUCAAUAAUCAUCAAUGCUCUUGUUGAUGCGUUAUCGACAAAUCCUAAUGAUCCUCAGACAAAAGGAGCGCUUGAAGAUGCAUUAGAAAAAGUGUUCUGUUCAGUUACUGACGACGAAGGAAUGCAUCCUUUGCUACAACAGAUCAUGUCUCUCAUGAAAGAUGAAAACAUGACUAAGCGAGUGGUGGUGCUUGGGAGAUUACCACAAUUUUUUGAGGCAACACCUCUGGAUUACAGUGUUUACACACCAGAGAUUAUUUCUCAAUUGAUUUUAUGCUUCGAUGAAGAGGACGAUAGAAUUCUAGGGAGCGUCUUCGACGUCUUGUCUAUAUUGAUCAAAAGACAAGACAAGGGAAUGCUUGAAAAGUUGGUCAAGCCAGCUAAACAAGCUCUACAGCUCACAGGUAAAGGAGGAGAAGAGCUUUCUAUCUUUAAAUUACCAAAAGGCCCUAAUUGUAUUUUGCCCAUCUUUUUAAAUGGUCUCAUGUAUGGUUCAAAUGAAGACCGUGAAUCGUCUGCGAUUGCUAUUGCUGAUAUUGUUAAGAGAACUCCAGCUGCUAACUUGAGACCAUUUGUCACUAUUAUCACUGGUCCUCUGAUUCGUGUAGUUGGUGAAAGGUUUCCAAGUGAUAUAAAAGCCGCUAUUCUCUAUGCGCUUAACAUGUUAUUUGACAAGAUCCCACAAUUUUUGAGACCUUUCAUUCCUCAAUUACAAAGAACAUUUGUUAAAUCACUAUCCGAUCCCUCUAAUGAAACUCUUCGUUUACGUGCUGCCAAGGCACUAGGCUCCUUGAUUGAAUAUCAACCUAGAGUUGAUCCUCUUGUGGUUGAAUUAGUGGCGGGGGCGAGACAAGCUGUAGAUGACGGUGUUAAGACAGCUAUGUUAAAAGCUCUCCUUGAAGUUGUUGCAAAAGCGGGAUCAAAAAUGAGCGAAGCCUCGAAAAGCACUAUUAUGAACUUAGUUGAGGAAGAAAUUCUUUCAGUGGAUGAUAAGCUAGCUACAGCUUAUGCUAGGCUAAUAGGUUCACUUUCGGAAAUAAUGGAUAAAGAUGAAGCAAGGAAAAUUUUGAGAGAAAAGGUACUGCAAGUUGAUCCAAUUGGUGAAUCUGGAAGAUUUGCAAUUUUGACUUUAAACUCCUUUUUGAAAGAUGCACCCGGUCACAUUCUCCUUUCUGGCAUGAUUCCUGAUUUUAUCGCGUAUCUUGUUAAGGCUGUGAAUUCGCCCAAACCUUAUUUAUCAGACAAUGCUUUGACUGCGAUUGGAAAAGUUCUGUUACUUGAAGGUGAAAGAAAGUCGCCAUUUUCAAAAGUUGAAGCCGAUUCUGAAUUCGAACUGGGAGAGGAGAAUAUUAAAUUGUUGAUUCAGCAAUUGUCAAAGUGCAUGAUAAAACCUGAAAGUAAUUCUCUUGACACCAGAAGAUUGGCAUUGGUAGUGGUCAGAACUUUGGCCAGAUUCAAGUUUGAGCAAAGUAUCGAACCGUUCUAUGACGAACUUGCUCCUUCAGUUUUUUCGUGUUUGCGUGAUGUUAUUAUACCCGUCAAACUUGCUGCGGAAAAGGCGUAUUUGGCAAUGUUCCGGUUAGUCGAAGAAGAAAACAUGACAUCAUUUGAUAAUUGGUUUUCCACGUUACCGCCAGACACAGUCAAUAACAGCAUUGGUGAUUCCAUUCAGGUGAGAUCGAUUGGAGAUUACACCAGGAGAGUUGGGAAAAGGUUGGCUAAAGUGGAAAGGGAAAGGAUUGCCGCCGGUGGUGAUCCUGAAACAGUCUUCUCAGAUCGCUUCGAAGAUGAAAGAGAAAUUUGGGCGGUUGGAAGUGUCGAUUUAAAUUCGGAUUCUUGA